Paramecium octaurelia is the source of this 375-nucleotide messenger RNA. Lineage: Eukaryota; Ciliophora; Oligohymenophorea; Peniculida; Parameciidae. The record is from the annotation of a GenBank genome assembly.
GUUUAAUGCAAAUUAAUUAUUGAGAGCGAGACUCAAUAUUAAAAAAUGAGAACGAAGACCAAAAAAAAACUUGAACAUAAUGUUGGUCUCAUUAUUAAUAUGCUUUUCGAGAGAGCCGAUCAGUUUACAUUGAGGUUUAUUAGGAACCAUCCAGUUCCACAAGAACACUACUAAAUUAUUAGGUUAAUUUAUAUGGUUCUUCUACUCCCUGAAAAUAGCCUUGAAUAUUUACGAUUCUCAAAACAUUAGUUGGAAUAAGAUAUUCUUGUGCUGGAUGCAUUUAACAAUGACACUCACCCAUUAUUGGAAAAGGCCAAAGAGAAAUUAAUGAUCAUUUUGAGUUAUUAAUGAAAAAAAUAUAAAAAUAACUAUUUA